CGCCUAUACUCCAUGAAUGGGCACGCUACUACUACGGCUCCUACUCCCACUACUUACUUCUAGCUGGUCGACUUCCAGUACAACGAAUUUCUUGAGCUCAUUGUGCCAACACUGUAUUGAUUCCCCACAAACAUGAUCAACAGCCUCUUUCAUAGCCCAACACGAGAGAACCGUGCAUUCGAUGCGCAUAGUCCAUUCGAUGUUGACAAUGACGGCGAUUACAAGACUGCGCUGACCAACGGUACAGACAAGGUCUGCUUUGUCCAUGGCACAGACCUGAAGCCCAACUUUGAACCAGUGCAGACCCACGCAACAUUGAUUUAUGGGAUUUCUGCGAUUCGUUUAACUGAUCAUUGAGUGAAUCUGAAUCAAUGUGAAAGUGAUUAAGCUACUGCGUGUUAGAGGUACCACACGAGGUGAAAGAAAUUGAUGUGUGACUAACCUGAAGUUCCCUACUCGUUCCAUUUGCGCCUUCUUCUUCUAACCUCCCAUGUGCCUGGAUAAGCCGGAAGCGUAUGCGUCUUCACUCGAAAGUGUGAAGAUAACGGAGAGAGUCCGUCGUCUCUGCAUCGCUCUGAGGCUUCUCAGCUUUCACUAGGCGAUUAUCCGAGACUCGUCGAGCACGGACGUAGGGGUUGACGAGAAGCGAUGGGGCGUCAGCGCCUGGAUGUUCGUGGAUCUAUUGGGCUGAUCGUUGGUCUAUUUCCACUCACUGAUACUUUACUCUUCUAUAUGGAUACGAGAGCUAAAUGUCCAAAUAGAACGUUGACUAUCAAGCAUUGUUUUUAUUUCCCGACUGGCAAAAUAUGAGAAUGAGUUUCGCUGUCUCAUAGAUUUAAAUUUCGAUAUCAUGGAUGCCAAAAGCAAAUUUCGAUUAAAUCACAUCACACUGUUGACAAGUACUGGAUACAAUUUUAGCCAAGUAACGCUGCAAAAGCCCAAACUUUCUGUCCAGAUGACAUCUUCAAAAAGAUGCAAAGAGCAAUUUACUAGACCUUAACCUUAAUCGAAAACUUCUAACAAAGAAAGACUAGAAACUUAUCAAUCAAUGCCGAUAAUGAAUAUCGUCUGAUGAAGAUGCCAAUGCCUUGUCUCCAGACAGAAAAUGCUAAAAAAACAAUGCACAGAAGGCAGACUUUUCCCGUUCUCAUGUAGCCCAUGUGAAAAGACAUCACACCCAACAAGAUACACUUACUAGGCUAUACAACCUUCGCCCGCAGUGGAUUAUGUUUUAUCACAACCAGAUGGUCUUCUUUCACAACCUGGAGCCGUGUUCUCAACGAAGUUCGCCAUCCAUGCAACGCGCUCAGCAC
This is a messenger RNA of Amoebophrya sp. A25, 1313 nucleotides long. NCBI's taxonomy places the organism in Eukaryota, Dinophyceae, Syndiniales, Amoebophryaceae. The record is from the annotation of a GenBank genome assembly.